This is a messenger RNA of Macrosteles quadrilineatus (aster leafhopper), 2671 nucleotides long. RefSeq names its product potential E3 ubiquitin-protein ligase ariadne-2 (gene ari-2). The record is from RefSeq and is a predicted model, not a curated record. Gene Ontology annotation, molecular function: ubiquitin conjugating enzyme binding; ubiquitin protein ligase activity; zinc ion binding. Gene Ontology annotation, cellular component: cytoplasm; ubiquitin ligase complex. Lineage: Eukaryota; Metazoa; Arthropoda; Insecta; Hemiptera; Cicadellidae. Bases 467 to 1933 code for a protein of 488 amino acids. The transcript has 9 exons. Gene Ontology annotation, biological process: ubiquitin-dependent protein catabolic process; protein polyubiquitination; positive regulation of proteasomal ubiquitin-dependent protein catabolic process.
GUGUUUUUGUGUUAGCGUUUAGUAGACUUGCUUUGCCUGAUGCCUCAUGCGUUUUCUUUCGUACCGUGUUAUCAUAAAAGUGAAGCUUCACUUUUUGUGCCAAAAAUGUUAACUUGUUAAUUAAUUGACCAUUUCAUAGCAAUAAAUAGUAGCCUAACCAAUUAAUUAAGAUAUGUAUACGUAAGUGAUGUUAGAAUAACCUACGAAUUUAGGAAGGCUACAGUUGUUGUUUGGAUACCAGAGUUUGUCAGCUGCCUUGUUGAAGUUUUGUUAGUCUACUAUUUAUGACUAAAGUCAUCGUAACAUAUCGUAUUAAACUCCAAUUUCGUAGCCAAGAAGUAAAACCUGGCCAUAAACUAGGCUAUAGAUUAAAUAGGCCUAGGUUAAUAAAUCUAUUGACAGAAUCAAAACUUCAUUUGAGCAAUAAUCCAGUACGCUUUACACAUCCUACCACUUAUCUCCAGAGAUGACUUCUGAUGCAGGGGAUAGUGAAUCGGAUAUGAACUACAGUGAUGACGAAGAUGGUGAAAUAAGUUACAAUGACUAUUACAACAUGGGAUACUAUAACGGGGAGGACUGUGACAUUGAACAAGAGGAUAUGUGCAAAACAGAUCCUGAGUUCUUUGCUUACGAGUGUCUUAGUGUGGAAGAGGUCGAGAGGUUGCUCAAUGAGUCUGUAGAAACACUAAGCACUAGUCUUCAGAUAACACCCUCGCUAGCCAAAAUCCUGUUGCACACACACGAGUGGGCUAUUACUACUAUCAUCAGUGAGUACCGAUCAGAUGCUUCUCGUCUCCUUGUUACGUCCAAGAUCAAGCCUCCGACCCAGCCUGAACCUGUGUCCAAUCACGGGUCUCGUAUUCCGUGUCCCGUCUGCAUAGUUCCCAACUAUCCUGACAUGUUCUUCAGUCUUGCUUGCGGCCACCCCUUCUGUUGUCAAUGUUGGGUCAUGCACUUUGAGGUGCAGAUUUCUCAAGGAGUUUCCACAGGCAUUGCUUGCAUGGCUCAAGACUGUGAAGUUUUGGCCACAGAAGAUUUUGUUCUGCAACUUCUGACCAAGCCUCAACUGAGGGAAAAGUUUCAACAGUUUACGUUUAGAGACUAUGUCAAAUCUCAUCCUCAGUUGCGGUUCUGCCCUGGCCUUAACUGCCAAGUCGUGCUGCGCAGUAAGGAACCCCAGGCCAAAAGAGCCACCUGUUCCUUUUGCAAAACAGUCUUCUGCUUCAAGUGUGGGAUGGACUAUCACGCUCCAACAGAUUGUGCCACAAUCAAGAAAUGGCUGACCAAGUGUGCCGACGACAGUGAAACUGCCAACUAUAUCAGUGCUCAUACCAAAGAUUGUCCACGGUGUCAUAUUUGCAUAGAGAAGAAUGGAGGUUGUAAUCACAUGCAGUGUUACAACUGCAAACAUGACUUCUGUUGGAUGUGUUUAGGAGACUGGAAGUCACAUGGUUCUGAGUACUAUGAAUGUUCACGAUACAAGGAGAAUCCCAACAUUGCCAACGAGUCCAUUCAUGCUCAAGCAAGAGAGGCUCUAAAGAAAUAUCUUCAUUACUAUGAGAGGUGGGAGAACCAUUCAAAAAGUCUGAAACUGGAGGAGCAGACCCUUGAGAAAAUCAAGUCUCGCAUAAAUGUGAAGGUGAUGACAGCGUCUGGCACUUGGAUUGAUUGGCAAUAUCUUAUGGAUGCUGCUACAUUGCUAGCUAAGUGUAGAUACACCCUGCAGUAUACCUACCCCUACGCCUACUACAUGGAACCUGGAUCCCGCAAGGAACUGUUUGAAUAUCAACAAGCCCAGCUUGAGGCAGAAAUUGAAAAUCUCUCUUGGAAAAUAGAACGAGCCGAAUCUACAGAUAGAGGAGACCUAGAGAAUCAGAUAGAUAUUGCAGAGAAAAGAAGAACAACACUACUGAAAGACUUCCUUGAAGUAUGACAUGGUGCACCACCGAUUUCCUUCACAAUACGCUUAUCCAACCUCAUCCCUCCCCCUGUACAGAUUUACCCUUAUUUCCUUUCUCACAAUCAUGUUCCUCCACUUUCUAGAAUUAUCUGUGUAGAAAACAUCCAGGGUAUAUAAAUUACAUGCCUUUGUUAAACUACACGAGGGCCUUGCAUGUUUUUUAAUGGUCCUUUGACAAGAUCAGAAUGAUCAGCGUUGUAAUAGAAAUCAUUUUUUGUUUGAUUAAAAAUCAAUUUUAAUUUUGUUAGAUAUCAAGCUUUAAAGCUGCAAUAGCUAAUUAAGAGUUUUAUUUUUUAAAUAUUUUAUCUUCUUAUAAGUAUCCGUGUUUGGUUGGAUUAUUAUCAUUAGUUAGACAAAACUAUUACUAAGACAUAAUGAUUAAAUGUGUACAUUACAUAAUCAUUAAUAAUAGGCUAAGCCAAUUGUUAAGGGUGAGCAAAGAACUUGGUGACUUAACUUGUUAGAAUAUUGAUAUGAUUUAAAUAUUCAUUUACUAACAGUUUCUGUAUCAACAUCCAGGAUUUAUUAUUUCUAGGUAAAUUGUUCAAACAAACCCCAUUUAGCCUCAAGUUUCAUUUGUUUAAAGAUUAUAAAAAAUCAUAUUCAUUCAUUAGUUAGUUAUUUAUUUGACGUUAAAGACUUAAUUGAUCAUCUAAUUAUCUUAUGUAUGUAUCUUAUGUUGUUAUGUACAAUAAAGCUUUGUCUAUUGUC